CUCACUCUCCUCUUUCCUUAACUAAAAUAAGGCCACACACUCCAUGCGACUCCUUCACUUUGACGCGUUGAGCAGGCUCGUCCUGACAGAUUUUCGCGGCAAACGCAUUCCACCCUACGCCAUCCUAUCGCACAGAUGGAGCGACUCAGAGAUCCUCAUCGAAGACAUAACAAGCAAGACGUAUAAGGAGAAAGAGGAAGGCUAUAAGAAGCUUAUGUUUUGCGCCGGGCAGGCGGCACAGGACGAGCUGCAGUACUUCUGGAUCGACACAUGCUGCAUCGACAGAUGGAACAACAACGAGCGCUCAAGUGCCAUCAACUCCAUGUUCCAGUGGUAUAAGAAUGCGACGCGAUGCUACGUCUUUCUGUCAGAUGUGUCGGUGUCGACUGCAACAAAGCUGGUACAGCGCAGCGACUGGGAGGCGUCGUUCCGUGCAAGCGCAUGGUUCACCCGCGGGUGGACACUGCAAGAGCUAAUUGCGCCAUUAUCAGUGGAGUUCUUUUCGCGCGAAGGACUGCGCAUAGGCGACAAAACGUCGCUCGAUCAACUACUCCACACUAUCACUAGCAUUCCGCUUACAGCACUGCGCAACUAUCCCCUUAACCAAUUCAGCACAUCUGAGCGCAUGCGAUGGGCUGAAAAUCGCGUAACGACUGAGAAAGAGGAUAUAGUAUACUGCCUACUUGGACUUCUUAGCGUCUCUAUGCCUGUAACGUAUGGCGAAGGACAGGAGAGCGCAUUAGAAAGACUGCAGGCUGAAAUACAGGGAGUUAGCAGCGCACCGUCUAUCAUUCCGUUCUCGCGUAACAAGUCUUUUGUGGGCCGUGAACUGCAGCUUGCGGAGCUAGAGGCGAAGCUCUUCAGCAAUAAGCAAAGCACUACCACCCUAGCGAUCGUUGGGCCUGGCGGAACGGGCAAGUCACAGCUUGCGCUCGAGGUUGCACACCGAGCAAGGCAGCACGAUGUAGAUUGCGCGGUGUUCUGGAUGGAUGCGAGCCACAAGGACAGCCUCUACCAGUCGUAUGCAAGCGUUGCGCAGAAGCUUAGUAUCCCUGGAUGGAAUAAUAGUGAUCUGGCAGAUAUGAAGCAGGUCAUAAAGCACUGUGUGGCAGAGCUGAGGGAGCGGCAGUGUUUGCUGGUGUUCGACAAUGUAGAUGACAUCGCUCUACUAUCUAGCAGCUCGUCAACGGUAGAUGCGACAGGCUUAGCUGACUACCUGCCACAGUCCACACGAUGUUCUGUGAUCUUCACAACAAUAAGCACCAAAAUAGCUAAGACGCUUGCUCCACAAAAUGUUAUAGCGUUACAUGAGAUGACGGCAGAUACGGCGUUAAGAAUACUGCAAAACAGUUUGUCAAGGCCACUCUCACCUAUAGAGCAACAACAGUCGGACCUCUUGCUUAGAGAGCUUUUGUACCUGCCUAUAGCAAUCGUGCAUGCAGCCGCGUGUAUGAGUGCUAGUGAGAUGACUGUGCAGGAGUACGCAACACAACUCGACAAGCACAAAAGCAUAGUUCACGAGUACAACAACGACUUGCUCGAGCACAGGCCGCAGAACUGCGGUCUAGGAAGCCCUAUUGCUGCUACAUUAUCUCUAUCUAUCAGCCAAGUUCGCCAUAGAAACGCGAUCGCUGCAGACUAUCUUUUCCUUGCUGCAUGCGUGGAUCGAAAAGACAUUGCGCUCGACCUUCUUGAGACAUCGUCGCUGCAGGCCCGGGAAGAUUCCAUUAAGGUGCUGGACAAGUAUGCGCUUAUCACUAGGCGCCCGGCCGAAUCAGCACUAGAUGUCCAUAGGCUGGUGCAUGAUGCUCUACGUGCUAGACUACAAGCUCAGGGACAGCUCCAACAUUGGACUCAACGCGUUAUUACACAGUUAGUCCAGGUGUUUCCGAACGGUGAUCAUAGUAAUAGAAGCAAGUGGAGGCGCUUACUUCCGCAUGCCCUAUAUACUCUUUCGUAUAGUCAGACAGACGAUAACGACAAGAAAAGGCUAGAUCUUGUAUGGAAAUGUGCCAUGAGUCUAUACGAUGAUGGGAGGUACAAGGAAGCUGAAGAGCUGUUUGUGCAAGUGAUGCAGACGAGCAAGAGAGUGCUUGGUGACGAGCAUCCAGACACGCUGACCAGCAUGGCCAACCUGGCGUCGACGUACUGGAACCAAGGGCACUGGGGCAGGGCCGAAGAGCUAGAUGUGCAAGUGAUGCAGACGAGGAAGAGAGUGCUUGGUGACGAGCAUCCAGACACGCUGACCAGCAUGGCCAACCUGGCGUCGACGUAUAAGGACCAAGGGCACUGGGGCAAGGCCGAAGAGCUGUUUGUGCAAGUGAUGCAGACGAGCAAGAGAGUGCUUGGUGACGAGCAUCCAGACACGCUGACCAGCAUGGCCAACCUGGCGUCGACGUAUAGGGACCAAGGGCACUGGGGCAGGGCCGAAGAGCUAGAUGUGCAAGUGAUGCAGACGAGCAAGAGAGUGCUUGGCGACGAGCAUCCAGACACGCUGACCAGCAUGGCCAACCUGGCCAUGCACAAUCUUGCUUAUACGCUGCAUUCACAAGAUCGUCGAGAGGAGGCUCUUUCGAUGAUGGAAAGAUGCUUCCAGUCGCGCCAGCGCAUUCUUGGAAUACAACACCCUGAUACGCGGUCGUCACUCGAGGCGCUGAGCGGUUGGUAA
Messenger RNA from Bipolaris sorokiniana ND90Pr, 2668 nucleotides. RefSeq lists its product as uncharacterized. NCBI's taxonomy places the organism in Eukaryota, Fungi, Ascomycota, Dothideomycetes, Pleosporales, Pleosporaceae. The record is from RefSeq and is a predicted model, not a curated record. The transcript has 2 exons. Gene Ontology annotation, molecular function: ADP binding; protein binding. The coding region runs from base 44 to 2668 and encodes 874 amino acids.